AUGCGGAAGUUUGCGCACCUGCCGAUCAGCCAGGCGACGAAGGCGGCGCUGCGGGAGUGUAAAUUUAAGGAGAUGACGGCUAUACAGCGAGCGACGCUGCCGCACGCGCUGUGCGGACGAGACGUCCUCGGUGCGGCGAAAACGGGAAGUGGGAAGACGCUGGCGUACGUCGUGCCUUUGAUCGAAUCGCUGUGGCGGAAGAAGUGGGGACGGCAGGAUGGCGUCGGGGCGUUGGUGAUAUCGCCGACGCGAGAGUUGGCCAUUCAGAUUUUUCAAUGCCUCACGAAGGUGGGCGCGAGGCACACGAUGUCGGCUGGGCUGUUGAUCGGGGGAAAGGACGUGCAGGAAGAAGCGAAUAGGGUGAAUAAGAUGAAUAUUUUAGUGUGCACGCCCGGAAGGUUGUUGCAGCACAUGGAUGAGACGCCGAUGUUCGACUGCGUGACGCUGCAAAUGUUGGUACUCGAUGAGGCGGAUCGAAUGUUGGAUUUAGGAUUCACGAAGACGCUCAACGCCAUCAUCGACAACUUGCCAAAGAAUCGUCAAACACUGCUGUUCAGUGCGACGCAGACGAAGAGCGUAAAGGAUUUGGCGCGACUUGGGUUGAAGGAUCCCGAAUACUUAUCAGUGCAUGCGGAGAGCGUACAUUCGACACCGCCCAAGCUGCAACAAAUGGUCACCACAUGCGCGCUUGAGAAGAAAAUUGAAGUGCUGUGGUCAUUCAUAAAGACUCACUUGAACGCGAAGACGCUCGUGUUUUUCUCGAGCUGUAAGCAGGUGAAGUUUGUGUACGAAAUUUUCAAGCGCAUGCGACCCGGGGUGCCGCUGCAGUGCAUUCACGGACGAUUGAAACAGGCGCGACGCCAGGGCGUGUUUUACAACUUCUGCAACGCCAAGGAAACAGUUUUGUUCGCGACAGACGUCGCAAGUCGUGGUUUAGAUUUCCCAUCCGUCGAUUGGGUCGUUCAAGCGGAUUGUCCAGAGGACGUCGCGACGUACAUUCAUCGCGUCGGACGAACGGCAAGGUACACGGCCGCUGGUAAAGGUCUAUUGAUGCUCACCCCGGGCGAAUCUCACUUCAUGAAAGAGCUCGAGGUGGCAAAAGUUCCUCUGAAGCCGAUCAAACUCAACCCCAAAAAGCAGUCCUCGCGCAUUCAAAGCUCGAUGCAGGGAUUACUUUCUAAGGACAGUGAUUUAAAAUACUUGUCGCAACGCGCAGUGAUUUGCUAUCUGAGAUCGGUGUAUCUCCAAAAGAACAAGAAGGUCUUCGACAUCAAGUCUAUCGAUAUGGAUGCCUACGCAUUCUCCAUGGGAUUACCGAACGCACCGCGCUUGAGAUUCUUACAACAAGGAAAAUCAGCCGGCGCGCGCGACGAGAGCGAUUCCGACGACGACGACGAAGCGGAAGACGACGCCAGUGAUCGAGAGGAGGAUGAGGCGAGCGAU
This is a messenger RNA of Ostreococcus lucimarinus CCE9901, 1443 nucleotides long. RefSeq lists its product with no specific name. NCBI's taxonomy places the organism in Eukaryota, Viridiplantae, Chlorophyta, Mamiellophyceae, Mamiellales, Bathycoccaceae. Gene Ontology annotation, biological process: rRNA processing. Gene Ontology annotation, cellular component: nucleus. The transcript has a single exon. The annotation marks the transcript as partial. Gene Ontology annotation, molecular function: nucleic acid binding; ATP binding; RNA helicase activity. The record is from RefSeq and is a predicted model, not a curated record.